GCUCCCGCGAGAGUUGACGUUACUGGCUUUCGACGCGGACAGGUCGGCUCAUUUCGACGGUAGAGUCGAACGGUGGUGCAUAGCUCGACAGCUGAUCUCUCGGAGUGUUGGUGGUGCGUCUUUUAGAUCGGCCUCUCCUUGCGUCCCUUUUUUCUCUCUUUGUUUUUUCUUUCUUUCUCUUUUUCUCUUUCUCUAUUUCUAUCUCUCCAUCUAUCUAUCUCUAUCUAUCUACCAAUCUAUCUAUCUCUUUCUUAUUCUCUAUUUCUUAUCCCUGUUUAUUAAACUCUACCGUCAUAAACAUUUUUACAUCAAAAUAUUAAGUGUGCCUGUGUACUUGAACCGAUAAGCCCACGCAAACUCUGUGGGCUUUUCCUUUUUAUCUGGGUGUUUGACAGAAAAAAAAAACCAACAAACAAAAAAGCAAAUAAAUAAAAAGAAAAGAUAAAAAAAAAAGAAAAAAAAGAUAAUAAAAAAAGAAGAGGAAGAUUAGAAAAGUGGGCGAAAAAAGAGUGUCAUGAAUCGUGGGGUGCGUUAUCGGUAACGGAGAAGCAAAAGGAUCUUUUGCCAAAGAAGGAUCCACGGUCACUAUAGUGAUAGUUCGAAUUAGUGUUCCUUCGAUCACUGCUUGUCCAUUUCUUUUUUCUUUUUUUUUUUUUUUUUGGUUCUUUUUUUGUUGAAGUUUUUUUCUCGUUUGUUUGUUCGUGAGAAAGAAGAAAAUAAAACAAAUAAAUAACGGGAGGAUUUCUACUGCGUCGGCAGGGAUUAUCCAAAUAAAAAGGAACAACCCGAGGAUGCUUCGAUUUUUCUUCGGUGGGUUAUGAAUUCGGAUAUAACGGAGAAACACCAAACCCAUCAGCAUCAGCUCGUCGUUCUACGAAUCGGAUUAUGGCAGAUUUGAAGAAUCUCAGUUUGAGUGGAGGAGGUGGAUCGAGAUAUAAUGGCGACGAGCAGGUACAAUUUAUUGCCGGUGGAAGUCAUCAAGUGACAAUCAGAUCACCACCGCCAUCUUUACACUUGGAGAACCUCAAUAAUGCGGUCCUUGGAGGCUCGCAGAACAAUCUUCAGUGCAGUUGCAACGGUGUCACAUCAAACGGGUCCGCAGGCACAGCUUGCACCGGAGGAGUGCUUGCAAGGAAAGUUCCAAAUCAUAGCGGCGCCAGUCCUGGACAAGGAAACAAAAGGCCGGCGGUUUCACUGACGCAUCUACCAAAAAGGCCACCGGUCGACGUCGAGUUUAAAAAUCUUGCCUACAGCGUUUCCGAGGGCAGAAAACGAGGUUACAAGACGAUUUUAAAAUGUGUAAACGGAAAAUUCAGAUCCGGCGAAUUGACGGCCAUUAUGGGUCCUUCGGGUGCCGGAAAGAGUACUCUGAUGAACGUUCUGGCUGGUUACAAAACGUCUCAUCUGAGCGGAUCGGUAUUGAUAAAUGGAAAGGAUAGAAAUCUUCGAAGAUUUCGAAAGAUGUCCUGUUACAUUAUGCAGGAUGAUCGAUUGCUUCCACAUUUGACUGUUCACGAGGCCAUGACAGUGUCUGCGAAUUUAAAAUUAGGCAAAGACAUCAGUGCAACGGCAAAAAAAGUUGUGAUCGAAGAAAUUAUCGAGACUCUUGGAUUAAGCGACGCCAGCAAUACUCAAACUCAUAACCUUAGCGGCGGACAAAGAAAGAGACUGUCAAUUGCUUUGGAGCUCGUCAAUAACCCUCCGGUUAUGUUCUUUGACGAGCCCACUUCUGGCUUAGACAGCUCCUCCUGCUUCCAAUGUUUGAAUCUACUCAAAUCCUUGAGUCGAGGAGGAAGAACGAUCAUAUGUACGAUACAUCAGCCAAGUGCAAGGCUGUUCGAGAUGUUCGAUCAUUUGUAUUUACUAGCCGAAGGGCAAUGUAUAUAUCAAGGGAACGUAGGUGGUCUCGUACCAUUUUUAUCGUCGAUGGGUCUCGAUUGUCCAAGUUAUCACAAUCCUGCAGAUUACGUGAUGGAAGUUGCAUGCGGGGAACACGGUGAGUGCGUUCACAAAUUGGUAAUGGCUGUGAAUAAUGGCAAAUGCAACAAUUAUCAACAUCAUCAAGCUGCGAUAGCGGCGAGUCAAACGGUUUCGAACGAUAUCGCAAAGCAAUCACCUACUCAAGAACAAACCAAACCAGAAGCUGGUAGCUUAAUACCAAAUGGUGUUGCAAAACCAGCCGCUGAUGGUACGGUCAUCAAUAUGCCGAUUUCUUGCACGACUUCUUUGCUCGACAGUGCCGAAAGUAUAGAGCAAAAAGUUGGCUUCCCGACCAAUGGAUGGGUGCAAUUUUGGAUUCUCCUUAAAAGAACCUUCCUUUCGCAGUUAAGAGACAUGACAUUAACGAGAACAAGGCUGAUUUCUCACAUAAUCGUUGGUUUUCUCAUCGGUGCUAUUUAUUAUGACAUCGGUAACGAGGCCUCGAAAGUAAUGAGUAAUGCCGGAUGCGUCUUCUUCACGGUGAUGUUUCUUAUGUUCACUGCUAUGAUGCCUACCAUACUCACGUUUCCCACAGAGAUGGCAGUGUUCGUGAGAGAACAUUUAAAUUAUUGGUACUCGUUAAAAGCUUUCUACUUUGCUAGAACUCUAGCCGACUUGCCCUUUCAGAUAAUCUAUUCCAUAGCUUAUGUUAUGAUCGUCUACUUUAUGACUUCGCAACCAUUGGAGACUGAGAGGUUUCUCAUGUAUCUAAAUAUAUGCGUGUUAACGUCAUUGGUAUCACAAUCAAUCGGUUUGUUAAUAGGUGCUGCAAUGAGCGUCGAGAGUGGGGUUUUCAUCGGUCCGGUAUCGUCGGUUCCGAUCGUCCUAUUCUCCGGUUUCUUCGUAAAUUUUAACGCGAUACCAUCAUAUCUAAGGUUCCUUUCUUACGUGAGUUACAUCAGAUACGGCUUCGAGGGUGCCAUGAUAUCCGUUUACGGCUACAAUCGUGCAAAGCUAAAGUGUUCCGAUGCAUACUGCCAUUUCAAGAGCCCGACAAAAUUUCUAGAGGAGAUGUCGAUGGAGAACACCGUUUAUUGGGUAGACGUUGUCGCCCUUGUUGGUUUCUUACUCGGUCUAAGAGUCGUCGCCUAUUUCGUCUUAAGGCUGAAACUUCGAUCUCUUCGUUGAAACCGAUUCGACGACGUCGAUGCUCCAAUGGCGAUGGCAGACAAUAACAUGAAAGAACAAAGAAAAUGAAGAGAAAAUGAAAGAGAAAGAAAAAGAGAAAAAGAAAGAAAGAGAAAAACGAAAGCACGACGGUCAAAGGUAUGGUUCUUCGUGGCCCAACAAACUUGCCUGACUUUUUUCAGAAAGAAAGAAAGAAAGAAGAAAGAAAGAAAGAGAGAGAAACAAAAUAAAAAGAAAGAAAAAGAAGUAAGCUCCUUCGACGCGUUUUUACUUCCACGGAGAAGAGCUUCGAUCGAGACUGGAUCGGAUUUUCCAAUGCCAGACACUUUUUCCAUAAGCGAUCCAAUGAUAUUGUCAUUAGCAUUUUUAUAAUAAGAAAAGAGAUCUCCCACAAGGUUUCUGGCGUUGGAAAAUGAAUCAUGGAAGUAAGUGAUAAAAAAGAAAAAAAAAAAAGGAAACCAUCGUUCGCUCUGUUAAUAUAACAUACAUACACGUACACACACACACAUACUGUGUUUCCUUGUGCUUUUGAUAUUAUCCGACUUUUAUAAUUUGACUUUCUAGAGAUCGGUAAAACUAUACACAUCACUGACUCUUAUUAUACACAUAUAAACACAAACACAAAGAUACAGACAGCAGACAAACAGAGAAGCAUAGAAGAAAAUUGUAGUUUCGAUUAUUACCGAAAUUUAGCAGCUAAAGAGUUCAUAGGCAGGACAAUUAAAGUAUGAAGCCUAAUUAAAAUUUCAUCGAAUUAUUACGGAACUAUCAGAGAAAGAGAGAGAAAGAAAUAAAGAUAAAAGAGAGAGAGAGAGAGAGAGAGAGA
Messenger RNA from Vespula pensylvanica (western yellowjacket), 3934 nucleotides. It is a transcript of the gene Atet, whose product is annotated as ATP-binding cassette sub-family G member 4. The record is from RefSeq and is a predicted model, not a curated record. Gene Ontology annotation, cellular component: plasma membrane. Gene Ontology annotation, molecular function: ABC-type transporter activity; ATP hydrolysis activity; ATP binding. Lineage: Eukaryota; Metazoa; Arthropoda; Insecta; Hymenoptera; Vespidae. Bases 886 to 3108 code for a protein of 740 amino acids. The transcript has 12 exons.